Molecule: messenger RNA, 3928 nt
Organism: Lolium rigidum
Lineage: Eukaryota; Viridiplantae; Streptophyta; Magnoliopsida; Poales; Poaceae
Exons: 28
Coding region: 1-3381 (1126 amino acids)
Cellular component (GO): mitochondrial outer membrane
Molecular function (GO): ATP binding; ATP hydrolysis activity
Source: RefSeq, a predicted model, not a curated record
AUGGUCGACACCAGGCGGAGCGCCGCCGCGGCCAAGCGCCCGGCGGCGGACGACGAGCAGGAGGGCAAGGCCUCCUCGCCGCCGCCCUCGCAGGACCAGCAGGCGGCGCCGGGGGCCCAGCCGGCCGAGGCGGAGGCGCAGACGCAGUCGUCGGGCGGCCGCGGCAAGCGCGCCAAGGUCGCAGCGGUGGAGGAGGAGGAGGAGCACGACGGCGCCACCAAGGCGGCGGCGGCGGGGGUGACCGCCCCAGCCGCGGACGGGGGCGAGGCCGAGGCGGCUGCCUCUGAGGAGGCCGUCGCCGGGGGCUCGCCCGUCGCGCCGCCCGACACCGCCGGCCUGCACGCGCUCACAGGCGCCAUGGACAGGCUCGAGGCCUUCCUCAGGACCGGGGAGGCCGUCACAAAUUCCGACGGGGCAGGGCACAAGCGUGCCGCCGCCGAUACCGACUUGCCGGCGGGGCUGAAGAGGGUCAAGGAUAAACGACAGGGCGCGGUCGCCGGUAGGCGCCAGGAGCCCUGGUGCAGGCUUAUCUCCCAGUACGCCUCGGAACCUUCCCUUCCUAUUCAUUCCUCCUAUUUUACUGUCGGCUACGGAUCACACUACGAUUUGAGACUGGGCGAGCUAUCCGCUACGACUACUAGCCCACUUGUUUGUAGGCUGAAGCAUGCUACCAAGCGAGGUGCUCUGCUUGAAAUCCAUGAGCCCAGAGUUGUUCGCGUAAACGGCAAGGUUUUGGACAAAAAUGCUAAAGUUACCUUGAAUGGAGGGGAUGAAAUCGUCUUCAGUUCACCUGCGAGCAGGCGCGCUUACAUAUUUCAGCAACAUCCGCAGGAUAAAUCAGCGCCUUCAGCGUUUUCAUCUGCUUGCGGUAGUAUUAAUCAGGGGCAACAUUCACUUAUCAAAGACAUUCAGGAUCAUUUGUCGAAAGGACCCAAAUUACCAUCCUUUUACUUUGGUAAAAGCCGACCUCCUCUGGCUCCCUUGAUGCCUAUUGGAUCAUCAGCAGAUCCUGAUCUAUUUAGUAGUUUCUAUAAAACAAUGGAUGAUCGGUCUAACUCUGAAGAAGAUACUCUGUCUGCCCGGUCUCUACUAUCAAAGGAGGAUCUAAAGAACGCAACAUGUGAUGCUAAUGACAUAUCUGAGUCAUUUGAUAGUUGUCCAUACUAUCUAAGUGAGGAUACCAAAUGUGCUCUCCUGUCUACAGCAUAUUUGCAUUUACAACGCAAAGACUAUAUCAAGUUCACCAAACAUAUAUCUUCUCUUAGUCAGCGAGCAUUGCUCUCUGGUCCGGCAGGAACUGAAAUCUGCCAACAAUAUCUGGUGAAGGCACUUGCAAAACAUUUUGGUGCUAGGUUGCUCACUGUAGAUUCUUCAAUGCUAUUGGGUGGGCGAACUUCCAAAGAAUCAGAGUCAUACAAAAAAGGUGAUAGAGUGAGGUACAUCGGUUCAUUACUGCCAGCAAGCAUUAUCCUUGACGGAAAUUGCCCUCCAGAAUUUGGCUCACUAGGUGAAAUAUGCCUACCUUUUGAAGAAAAUAGAUCAUCAAAGGUUGGGGUAAGGUUUGAUGAACAAAUUCCAGGUGGUAUUGAUCUUGGAGGCAAUUGCGAAGUUGAUCAUGGCUUAUUUUGUUCAGUUGAUUCCUUAUGCCUCGACACUCCAGGGUGGGAAAAUAGAUCCAAGCACCCAUUUGAUGUGAUUAAUCAGUUUCUCUCUGAAGAAAUACAACAUGGUCCUAUAAUCCUGUUUCUGAAGGACACAGAAAAAAUAUGUGGGAAUAAUGAUUCCUAUUAUGGUCUGAAGAGCAAGCUCGAUCAUUUUCCAGAAGGUGUUUUUAUUGUUGGUUCUCAUAUCCAGCCUGACAGUCGCAAAGAAAAGGCCAAUGCUGGAUCUCUCUUCCUUUCGAAAUUCCCAUACAGCCAAGCAAUACUUGACCUUGCACUGCAGGACUUGGAUCGGGGAAAUGAUAAAAACAAAGAAAUGUCAAAGGCGAUGAGACAUCUGGCGAAGAUUUUCCCCAAUAAAGUGACGAUCCAGCCACCACAAGAUGAAGUUGAGCUUUCACGGUGGAACCAGAUGUUAGAUCAGGAUGUUGAAAUUCUUAAAGCAAAUGAGAACACUUCAAAAAUACGCUCUUUUCUAACGCGACUUUGCUUGGAAUGCACUGAUGUUGAGACAGUAUGUGUCAAAGAUCGUAUCCUUACAAACGAUUGUAUUGAUACAAUAGUUGGUUUUGCUUUGAGCCAUCAACUAAAGCACUUCACACCUACAAACCCAGACCCAUCAAUUGAUUUGCAUUUUCCUCUAUCUAGUGAAAGCCUUAAGCAUGGAGUUGAUAUGUUGGAAAGUAUCCAAUCUGGCCCUAAGAGCAGCAACAGAAGGAAGUCACUUAAGGAUAUUUCUACGGAAAACGAAUUUGAAAAGAGGCUCCUCGCCGAUGUCAUCCCUCCAGACGAAAUAGGAGUUACAUUUGAGGACAUCGGAGCAUUGGAAAGUGUCAAGGAGACUCUGAAGGAGUUAGUGAUGCUACCCUUGCAAAGGCCUGAAUUGUUUACAAGAGGACAACUUAUGAAGCCAUGUAAAGGAAUAUUACUGUUUGGCCCGCCUGGUACUGGAAAGACAAUGCUUGCAAAGGCUGUGGCAACAGAAGCUGGUGCGAACUUCAUAAACAUAUCAAUGUCAAGCAUCUCCUCAAAGUGGUUUGGCGAAGGAGAGAAGUACGUGAAAGCUGUGUUUUCACUGGCAAGCAAAAUAUCUCCAAGCGUCAUUUUCGUUGAUGAGGUUGAUGGCAUGUUGGGUAGACGUGAGAACCCUGGAGAACAUGAAGCCAUGCGAAAGAUGAAAAAUGAGUUCAUGGUGAACUGGGAUGGUCUAAGAACAAAAGAUAAAGAACGUGUAUUAGUUCUUGCUGCGACUAAUAGGCCAUUUGACCUUGAUGAAGCUGUUAUUCGGAGGCUUCCAAGGAGGUUGAUGGUCAAUUUGCCCGAUGCAUCAAAUAGAAAGAAAAUUCUGAGCGUCAUACUGGCCAAAGAAGAUUUGGCGGAUGAUCUAGAACUGGAAGCCAUUGCUAACUUGACAGAUGGGUACUCAGGCAGUGAUCUCAAGAAUCUUUGUGUGACUGCUGCUCAUCUUCCUAUUAGAGAGAUCCUUGAAAAGGAGAAGAAGGAGAAAGCUUUGGCAGAAGUAGAAAAGAGACCAUUGCCCCAAUCGUGUUCGAGCAAUGAUGUCCGUGCCUUGAGAAUAAGCGAUUUCAAACAUGCGCAUGAACAGGUUUGUGCAAGUGUAUCUUCUGACUCCACAAAUAUGAAUGAGCUUAUUCAGUGGAACGAUCUUUAUGGAGAUGGUGGGUCGAGGAAAAAGACAACGUUAAGUUACUUCAUGUAGCUAAUGUUGAGAACAUGUACAUAGAUCAUAAACCUUAGCACAAAGCAAUGGUGAUUGGAGGGAAUAGGGGUGCAGAUUUGCUGCAGUAAAAGAAACUGUAGGCAUGUGUUAGUCAAUCAGAUCAACAAUGGACGGUCAGACUGAGAGCAACAGGGAGAUGGAAAACUGAUUUGAUGCCUUGAUGUUGGCCGUGCGUUUCUGCCUUAGGUAAGACAGCUGACAUGGCCUGCAGUUGCCCUGCUCCAGUAGUGAUUGCAGCACAUCACCAUCCGGAGAAAAUAGAUUGCAUUUGAAGCCCCAAUCAUGCUUGGUCAGGCGGUAAAUUAUGGCGGCUGAUAGCGGACUGAUUUGGUCCACCCAUCUUUUUUCGUCAGUUAUUAUUGAGAAUGAUUGUCUAGGUUGCAAGUUGUAGAGCCUGUGCAAGUGUACAGUAUGAGCAUCAGGUCAAUUAACUUAUUAUUGUGGUCAGGUCAGGAAAAAAUAUUUUAUUAACAAGAAUAAUGUAGUACAUUUACAUAAUUAUUUUGGUGUCGUUACUGUGUCUCUC